AUGUGGAGAGGCGAAGAGGUGUCACCUGCUGUUGCAGGCCCUCCUCGCCUUGGCGCCGCCCUUGAUGACGGCCCGUUCAAGUGCUCGGCAGCGCCGUCGCAGUUGCCGUCGGCCUCGGCGCUGUGCCACCCGGUCGAUCCGAGCAAGGUUCUCAUUGACUCUGUGGUGGUCAUCAAUCUCAAGCGCCGCAGUGAUCGACUCUCCGCUGUCUCGGCUGCACUCUCUGCCGCAGGACUCCGCGCUCUGCGCUUCCCGGCCGUCGACGGCAAGGUCCUCUCCUCGUUCGAGGUUGCCAUGUACAACGCCAAGGCCAUCCGCGAUCUCACCCCGGGCCUGGUUGGCAACCUCAUGUCGCACUCGCGUGUCUGGGCCCGCACCGCCUCGGCUGGCCUUGCCUCCAUGCUUGUUCUUGAGGACGACGCCACCUUUUCGGCCGAUCUUGUGGAGGCGCUGCCGGCCCGCAUGGCCGAGCUCAAUGCCCUCGACCCGGCAUGGGACAUCGCGUACACCGGUCGCCUCACUGUCGGUGAGACCCGCAUGCUCCUCACCGACGAAAAUGUCAUCUCACACUACGACAACCGCGACGACGUUCGCCUCUCCGACCAUAUCAUUUCGCCUGGCCCGUCAGAGGGCAUGUGGGGCUAUCUUAUCUCGGCCCGCGGCGCCCGCAAGCUGCUCGAUCUCUACGCCAAAUCGCCCAUCCUCUACGACGUCGACCUCCUUCUCCACACACCGGCUAUCCGCAACGAGCUUGCCAUGUACGCCUUUGUUCCUGUCCUCACCUCGUUUGACGAGGCCGAUGCCUACUCGGACGACUCCGGCACCAACACCGCCACAAACCUCCUCAAGCGCGCCAACAAGCUCAUCGGUGCAGGUCUCUUCGCAGAAGCCAUCUCGCGCUACGAGCGCGCCCUCGAAAUCGGCCUCUCUGGCGCCGAGCAUGCCUGGGCCCACACAAACAUGGCGUACAUCAAGGACCUGCACUUUGCAGACGUCGCCGCCGCCGCCGCGCACUUUGAGGCCGCCGCCACAACCCCGGGUGUCUCGCCGCCCGCCAUGGCCGAUACUCUCGCCAACUACUGCUUUUUCCACUACCGCCACAACAACUACGCCGAGGCACUCACAAAGUGCGACGCUGCCCUCCAGCUGGACCCCUCGCACGAAAAGGCCAAAGCCAAUCGCGCUUCCGUCGUCGCAGCCCUCGACGGCUAG
Messenger RNA from Thecamonas trahens ATCC 50062, 1212 nucleotides. RefSeq names its product glycosyltransferase 25 domain containing 2. The record is from RefSeq and is a predicted model, not a curated record. Gene Ontology annotation, molecular function: protein binding. The coding region runs from base 1 to 1212 and encodes 403 amino acids. The transcript is spliced from 2 exons. NCBI's taxonomy places the organism in Eukaryota, Apusomonadida, Apusomonadidae.